AUGGGCGAUAUAUCAGAAAAGUCAACCUUUUCAGGCAUGGCUUCGCAUCAAAAGUGGGAAAAUCCCAAUCACCCACUUUUCCUCCAUCACUUAGACCAACCUGGUGCAAUACUUGUGCUGCAGUCUCUCGUGGAGGAUAACUAUGGUACAUGGGUUCAAUCCAUGACCAUGGCUUUGACAGUAAAGAAUAAAUUAGGGUUUGUUGAUGGAACGGUCAAGAAACCUCAUGAAGAACAAUUUGAAGAAUUACAACAAUGGAAUCGAUGCAACAACUUGGUAAAAACGUGGUUGCUCGGAUCCAUGUCCAAAGAAAUUUCUGGGAGCGUCAUACACUACAAGGAUGCACGACAUAUGUGGCUCGACCUGCAAGAAAGGUUUUCCCAUGUGAAUAUUGUCCAACUGUUUCACAUCGAAAACGAGAUUCACGACUGCGUACAAGGUACUAUGAUCGUGAGCACAUACUUCACCAAACUAAAAAGCCUUUGGGACGAACGAGAUGCGUUGUGUUCUAUCCCAACAUGUGGCUGUGACACAAAGAAGGAGAUCACCUCCUACAUUGAAACCCAGAAGACGAUGAAGUUUCUUAUGGGUUUGAACGAGUCUUACCCUACCGUUCGUAGCAACACUCUCCUUCUCGAGCCUUUGCCUACUGUUAACAAGGCUUACUCACUUGUUCUUCGUCAUGAACGGCAAGUCGAAGUCUCAAGUGGACGGAGUACUGCCCAACCAGAAGCUGCUGUAUUCACUGUCAAAGGUGGAAACCGAGAAUCUAAAACUGAGGAUGGUGGUUUGCGAUGUGACAAGUGCAAUAAGACGAACCACAACACAAAGAACUGUCGCGCACAUAUCAAAUGUACUUUCUAUGGUUGGAAGGGUCAUUCGUACGAGUAUUUCCGCAAAAGAAAAGCAGUCAUAGACAGCGAACCAAGCCGUUCUGCCAAAGGAAAUCAAGUUGCCGUGACCAACAAGGAGAUCUCCAACUUCCCGUUCUCUUCAGAAGAUUGCAAGCAGAUCCUUACAAUGUUGCAUCAAAACAAAUCUUCUUUUGCUAAUCAUGUUGGUAAUUCUUCCAGCCACGAUGAUCUCUCAGGUAAAGCUUUUUCAUUCAUGCGUCAUGGCAAGCACAAUGUUUGGAUCCUGGAUAGUGGUACCACAGAUCACAUAGUUUGUAGCCCCGAGUCCCUUACAUCCUCUAGGCCUGUUCAAAACCACACUGUUGCAUUACCCAAUGGAUCCCUUGCCACGGUCACUCAUGUUGGCCAGGUCAUUUUUUCUCCUAAUUUUAUCCUUGACAAUGUUCUUUGUGUCCCAAUCUUUACGUUAAAUUUAAUAUCCAUUAGUCAAUUGGCUUAUGAUUCAUUUACUAUUACCCUUUUUCUUAAACCAUUUUUGUGUCAUCCAGGACCUACGAUCGGGGAAGAUGAUUGGGACGGGAAUUGA
Molecule: messenger RNA, 1440 nt
Organism: Pyrus x bretschneideri (Chinese white pear)
Lineage: Eukaryota; Viridiplantae; Streptophyta; Magnoliopsida; Rosales; Rosaceae
Exons: 1
Coding region: 1-1440 (479 amino acids)
Source: RefSeq, a predicted model, not a curated record